Molecule: messenger RNA, 552 nt
Organism: Colletotrichum truncatum
Lineage: Eukaryota; Fungi; Ascomycota; Sordariomycetes; Glomerellales; Glomerellaceae
Product: Ankyrin repeat domain-containing protein 50-like protein 3
Molecular function (GO): protein binding
Source: RefSeq, a predicted model, not a curated record
AUGCUCCUUCGCAAGAGUGCAAAGGUUGACGCACACGGCGGGUAUUACGGAACCGCUCUUCAGGCUGCAUCCUCUGAAGGCCACACAGCAAUUGCAAGAAUGCUUCUCGAGAACGGGGCGGACGUCAACGCAGAAGGUGGAAUUUAUGGCAAUGCAUUUUGGGCUGGGUCUUCAAGAGGCAACGAGAAGGUCCUACGCAUACUCCUUGGAUAUGGAGCGCGUGUUGACACACGAAGUUCUCACUGCGGCAGCGCUCUUCGGUCUGCCUCUCUAAAAGGCCAUGAAGCCAUUGUUCAGAUCCUGUUAGGCGCGCAUGACAAAGAACAGGUCAGAUUUUGUAGCGGCACUUACUGGGCGACACUCAAUCGAGCCUAUGAGAAAAUCGUUCUCCUCUGCAUGGGUGCGCGUUCUGUUACACAUCUUCAGUAUUGUGCAGAUGCUCUUGGUACUGCAAUUUCGGGACGCCAUGGAGAGAUCGCGUCAAUAUUGCUGGAUCGCAUUUUGAGCACCUUGGGGCAUAUAUGUAUCCUUGCCGUGUUAUGUUUGGCUUAA